Polypterus senegalus (gray bichir) is the source of this 4089-nucleotide messenger RNA. RefSeq lists its product as uncharacterized. The record is from RefSeq and is a predicted model, not a curated record. NCBI's taxonomy places the organism in Eukaryota, Metazoa, Chordata, Cladistia, Polypteriformes, Polypteridae. Gene Ontology annotation, molecular function: protein binding. The transcript has 16 exons. The coding region runs from base 52 to 4074 and encodes 1340 amino acids.
AGGAAAGGCGACGUAAGGAAUUUGAAUCUUGAUAAUAAAAGGGAUUUGAAAAUGGCAAGCAUACGCUGGUCUAAUGCUCCAAAGAUACCACUCUCAGAGGAGCAUCAGCCAUUUACUGCAAGAACAAUGAAAAAACUGAAUGCUGAGGUCAUCUAUGAAACAGACAGUCCAAGAACUCAUAACCUGAAGUCACUGAGAGCAAAACGUUUGGCUUACUUCUCCCAGGAAAAAAAAUGCUCUGAUUCAUCAAAAAACAAGGCAACACUUACUUCUGUAAAAGCAAUUUCUGAUGAAAGCUCCAGCCAUCAAGAGAAAAGUUCCACUCAUGUUGUCUCAGUUAUGCCUGUGGUUUUGGAUCAGGCAGUUAAAGAAAACACCUCUUCUGUGUCCAACAUCACUACAACAACCACCAAUUUGCCACCUUCUGCCACACUAAAUAAUAGUGUGGAGCUCAACUAUGAAGUUCUUGACGACAGAUCUGUUCCAGAAUAUGAAAAGCUAAAGCAUGUUUUAGAGUGGGCUCAACAUUUCAUUAAGGAUCCAGAGUCAAGAGAAAAUGAAGCAACUUUCCAAAAGAGUAGCUUGUGUGAAGUAAAAGAUUCAGAUACUGUUUUUAGAAAAUAUGACCCACAUGAUGUUCUUACAGAUGGGGUAAAGACCCCAACAGCAUUUGUGAUAAAGAACUGCCUUAAUAGCCCCAGAUUGCAUUCUCAGAAAAAUUACAAUGUGCUAAUUACUGAUUCACAUCCAGACACUUUUAAAAGUGAUAAUAAGGGCAACAAGAAACCCGCAUAUUCAUGCACAGAAAGUGAGACAUUGCAUGAUUUUAUUAAUGAUGAGUAUGACUGCAUUUCUAAAGGUGCUUAUUCUAUGUCUUCAAAAAAUGAAGUGUUUGCUGGCAGUCACAAUUUCCUAGAUUGUCAGCAGUAUUCAGCUAAUCCAAGGUGCACAGAUGAAAUGUCUCAUACUGAAUUGUUCAAAAGUACAGAAAAUGGAAAGUUAAAGAACAACCAUUCUAGUAAUAUAUUUUCUGUUAUAGAAGACAGAGAUAAACGUGACAUACAUGCCACACAUGCUCCCAAAGGCACAUAUUUUUGGCAUCCACUUGAUGAAGAGUCAGAUGAAGAAUAUCAGUCUCAGUUUAGUAAAUGUAAAACAACUCCCUAUUCAUCAUAUAACAGGGACAGUACUGAAUUUUCUGAGAAAUUUUAUGGAAGAGGAGAAACAGUACACACCAAAAGUAUGGAGAAUUGGUUAAGAUCAGCAGAUGGACCACAGCAGCAGAUCUCUUACUUGACGGAUAAUAGCUCAAGACUGAAAAAUCGCUGUUACGCAUGGGAAAUCAAAGAAAACAAGACCAGCACAUCUGACAUGUAUUUCUCAGAUGGCCUUAAUGACAGAAGGUCCUGUGAGGUGGCUCAAAGUGGUGGUGGUGAAUAUAUUUUCAACACUACACUUGAAAGAAAGUUAAACACAAUUCCUGGUAUAAAUAGUUCAACUUUAGAAAAUGAAGAAAAACUGGAAGCAGACCUACCAGAAACAAACACUGUGAGAACAUUCACAUUAAGCAGCAAAUCACAAGAAAAUGAGAGAGAACACGUUUUCCAAAGAACACCUGUGACUGACUUGUUCAUUGGCCAAAUUCAAGAUUUUAAAAUUAGAGGAGAGCAGGAAGAGAUUUUUCAGAGCUCACAGCAUCAACAUACUAAUAAAAAUGAUAAAUUUGACGCAUAUGGAUUUUGUAACGAAUGCUUCAGUUCAAAUAAUCUUUAUUCUAAGUGGUGUAUUACUUGUGGAUCUGAACUGGUAGGUACUACACCUCAGAUUCUUCAAAGGAACGACAGAGCGGCAACACAUUUUAAAUUGGCUGACAUGAAUGAAAGUGUAAAAUCCCAAAUAUCAAUUCCCAGUCAGAUAAAGACUGAUUCAAUUGAAUUAAACACAUCUCAGGAUGUGGCACCCAAUAGCAACUGCAAUUCAGACCAAGAUUCAGUUGUAAGUGUUUAUGACAAAUAUCUUCUAUAUACUAAACACCUUGACUUGAUGAGACACCAGAGAGAUGUUGGUAAAUUUGGAUCAUCUUACAAACAACUGCACGAAGAUGAGAAAAGAUUUGGUGAAGAUGAUGACUUCAUGAAAUUCUGGGAUCCACAUGCAGAGAAAAAGACAGGAAGCAUAGAACUUUGUGAUUCUGUGAAAGCCAAAAAAUUUCAGAAUCACAAUGAUGUAGACUUUGAUUCAGAUACUGAGCUCCAUAUGUCCAAAGAAAGGUCACAACUUUCUUCUCCUGACCCAAGUGUGGUAUGGAAAGAACCAAGUGUUCCUCCUGCUAACCAAGCAUCUGUGUCGCACAUUUCAAAACCUCAGAAGAAAGUGCAUAGGUCAACUUUGCAUACUUUCAGGAAAGGCAAUGAAACUGAAAUGGUUACAGAAAGCAUGCAGACUAGGAGUACUUAUCAAGAUUUGAAGCCUAAAAAAAGUAAAAACAUUCAGACCAGUUUGAUUGGCCGUAAAAGACACUGGGAGAAGUCAAGUACAGCAUGGUCAUCAUAUGUUCAUGGAGAAUUAAAGCAAAGGUCUAACCAUCUAAACAGACCAUUGUCCGCUCAACACUGUAGACGCACAACAAAUGAACACAUUCCUCAACAGAGGCCUUUUUCAAAAGAUAGCACGGAAUUCAACAGUUUCACUAGACAAGCAAUCAAAAGACCUUCAAGUGCUGGCUCAAAGGAAUCAUCACGUAAAGAAUCUGCUAACAGUAAACUGUAUAUGAAAAGCUGUGAUACUAUAUGGAGUAAUACAGGACAUCUCUGCACAAACUCAUCAAAGGAUGAAAAACAAUUACCAGAUUUGAAACAAGAUAAUCAAGAAGAUUUGUGGCUUUGCCUCCCUGACGAGCUUUGGAUUCAUGUAUUUUCUCUUCUGUCUCAUAAAGACCUUUGUCAGUCAGCACAAGUUUGUCAUCGCUUCCAACGUCUUGUAGAUGACAGAAUGCUCUGGGAAGUCAUUCACAUUGAAAACUCUGCCUCUUUAAAUGACAGAUUGUUGGCCAACAUAGGCAGACAUUGUCCUCGCAUCCUGUCACUGUACAGAUGUCAUAAUGAAAUGCAAACAAUUACUGAUAGAGGGCUUGAUGAGCUAUUCAAACAAUGUACAGACUCCCUUAAGGAGCUGAAUAUUACCAGCUGCAGUGGACCUGGGUUCAAUGGAGACUCCAUUCUCGUACAUGCCAGCAUGUACUGCCCUCAUAUCACAUCAGUGGACAUCAGCUGGACUGGAGCCACAGACAAAGGCAUUAUGGCAAUUAUACAAAGCUGCAAAUGUUUAGAGAAUCUGUCUGUUAAUGGGUGCCAGAUGAGAGAUGAGACCCUCAGCACCCUUGUUAAGAAACAUGGAGCAAGUCUUCACAAGCUUGAAAUAUUUGGAUGUCACACCCUGAGUGAAAGGUCUUUGUGUUUCAUGGCCAAUGAAUGUUCCAACUUGAAAACCUUAAAUAUAGGUAGAAUCCCAAAGCUUACAGAAAUGGGUCUGACAAAGAUGAUGGGCUGCUUUAAAAAUCUAACAUCACUUAAUGUGACAGGUCUUAAUGUGAUUAAAGAUUGUGUUGUGCACCACAUUGCAAAACAAUGCCAUAAACUGGAAAAUUUAACUCUUAGUUCCUGUCCUUAUGUAACAGAUGUCAGCCUUGUUGAAAUUGGCACAUAUUUAUCAUCAAUAAGGCACCUUGAUGUAAGUGGCUGUAAAAAAGUAACUGAUACCGGAGUUCAAGCUCUAGCAAAGGGAUGUCAUCAGCUUCGAUAUCUGGAUCUAAGCUCUACAGGAACAGGAAAACAAGGAAUUUGCUUACUGGCUAGUUACUGCAGUAGAAAUUUGGAAUGUGUAAAAGUGAGUUUCUGUAAAGACGUAACAGAAGAUGCCAUUAACAAAUUGUGUAAAAACUGUAACAGGUUAAAACUGAUACAUCUUUAUGGCUGCAGAAGUAUUCAGAAUAUAAACAACAUCCAGCAAGCUAACAGAAAUGUGGAAGUGCAUUCGGAUCUCUCAGUAAACACAUCCCAAGUGAUCCUAAAAUAAACUUGCAAAUACAGU